AUGAAUAUGCAGGUGAGAGCAGCCGAUAGUUGUGGCAAAGGGCAUAAAAAUCCGGGGAAAAUCAAGUUUAUUUCUAACGGUCUUGGGUGGAAGGAAACCAUCACCGGUGUUGUGAUAACGAUCAAGUCUGAAGAUAUACUCUCCAUGGCAUGGAGCAGGGUUUCGCGCGAUUACCAGCUUCAAAUUGUGCUGAAGGAGGCUUCGUCAGGCUCUUCAAACACAUCAAGUUAUUCCUUUGAUGGGUUUCCAAAAGAAGCUCACGACCAAAUAAGGGACUUUAUCCGUCAAAAUUACUCUGGAAUGUAUCUUGACCAGAAGGAAUAUUCGCUGAAAGGUUCCAAUUGGGGAAAGCUGAGUUUCAACGAUCAAAAAGUCACAUUUAGCGACACUUCACUGCCUUCAAAUGAGUCGACGAUUCUUUCGCUUUCUAUCUCCGACAUUUCAAAUGUGGCCCUGACGGCAAAGAAUGAGAUCUCCAUUGAGACGGCUUUAGACCCCUCCUCUAAGCGAACAGAUGCACUUGUGGAUAUUAGAUUCUUUGUUCCUGGAGAAGCGGACGGAGAAAUCGGUGGAGAGGAUGAGGAGGGCGAAUUUUCGCCUUCCCCAGAUUCGGCAAAUGGUCUUGUGCAAAGCAUUAAGAGUGCAUUGGAGGCAACCGGGUCAGAUGUCGCCUCAAGCGAAAUUGUUGCGUCGUUCCGGGAUUUACCGUUUAUCGUGCCGCGUGGACGAUACGAAAUGGACUUGUACAUUUCUGCGCUGCGCCUUCGUGGCAAAUCGUAUGAUUACAAGAUACCAUAUGCAAACAUUGUUCGUCUCUUUCUGCUUCCCAGGCCAGACGACAGCCAUGUGCUUAUGGUGCUUGCUCUAGAGCCCCCGAUAAGGCAGGGGCAGACCAGAUAUCCUUUCUUGAUUGUGCAGUUUGCAAAAGAGAUGGAUACAGAGGUCGAUAUUGCUCUGGGCGAGCAGGCCAGAAUUCCUCUGGGCCUUGAAGCUUCAUAUGAGGGGCCGCAAUAUGAAGUUGUCUCGAAAUUGCUAAAAAGCAUCUCCAUGAAAAAGUUGAUCGUACCUGGCGCCUCUUUCCAAAGCCCUCAAGGAUUCUGUGCAGUCAAAUGCACCGUUAAGGCCAACGAGGGGCAUUUGUAUUUUCUGGAAAAAUGCUUCCUAUUCGUCCCAAAGCCUGCCAUCAUUUUACAACACGACAAAAUAUCUUCUGUAACAUUUUCGAGGCAAAUACCACAGGCACAUCUAGAACUUUUGAUGGAAGAGUUUGGAGCUUUCGAAAAGUUCCUUAGGGACAAAGGAAUAAGAUACCAAAAUGACCUUCCAGAGCAGAGGAAAAUUGCAUAUAAGGGUGGAUCGGAUUCUGGAUCCGACGAUGAUGCCGUUAUUCCAGUGCGUUCUGAUAUCGAAGACGGGGAAGACUCCAGCACCGACGAAGACUAUCAAGAGGGCGAUUCUGGGGCUGAGUAUUCCUCUUCCGCCUCUGACGACGACAGUGAGAGCAAUGGCAAUGAAUCUGCUGAGGACAUGGACGAAGAAUAG
This is a messenger RNA of Mitosporidium daphniae, 1542 nucleotides long. RefSeq names its product FACT complex component Pob3. Lineage: Eukaryota; Fungi; Microsporidia. The coding region runs from base 1 to 1542 and encodes 513 amino acids. The record is from RefSeq and is a predicted model, not a curated record. Gene Ontology annotation, molecular function: nucleosome binding; histone binding; DNA binding. Gene Ontology annotation, cellular component: nucleus; FACT complex. The transcript is spliced from 7 exons.